Molecule: messenger RNA, 7542 nt
Organism: Hippoglossus stenolepis (Pacific halibut)
Lineage: Eukaryota; Metazoa; Chordata; Actinopteri; Pleuronectiformes; Pleuronectidae
Gene: rims3
Product: regulating synaptic membrane exocytosis 3
Exons: 7
Coding region: 286-1260 (324 amino acids)
Biological process (GO): positive regulation of synaptic transmission; regulation of membrane potential; regulation of synaptic plasticity
Cellular component (GO): presynaptic membrane; cytoskeleton of presynaptic active zone
Molecular function (GO): transmembrane transporter binding; small GTPase binding
Source: RefSeq, a predicted model, not a curated record
UCCUCUCUCCACAGCAGCGCGUGCAGUGUGAGAAGCAGCAGCACCGAGCCGAGGAGCAGUCGGACACCGCGCGCGCACACACACACACACACAAACACACCAGCACCGCAACGAUACAAGCCGAACGAUGACAUUCACACAGAGACGACACACACCAACAGUUAUUUGACCACUUCCGACACCCCGCACCUUCACCUCGCCGGUCCUUGCUGCAAGAGCCCCGGUCUAACUGUCUGUCCCGCCCUCCUCCCAGCCCAUCAGGCCCUCCAGUCCUACAGCGGGACCAUGAUGCUCAGCAGCUCCGUGGAGGUGCCCAGCCCUGUCGGGAUGAGCGGCCUCAGCGGGCUGAGCGCGGCGGCCCGGAACGUGGUGCGCUCCUCCAGCAUCUCGGGGGCCAUGUGCAACCUGGAGAAGAGUCCCAGCAGCGGAGGCCCUGACUCCACGUCUUUGGCCGGCAACAAGAAGCGGCGCUCCAGUCUGGGCGCCAAGAUGGUGGCCAUCGUGGGGUUGUCGCAGUGGAGCAAGAGCACGCAGCAGCUCAACCAGCAAGAAGGCGGGACGAAGAAGCUCCGCAGCACCAUCCGACGAAGCACGGAGACCGGCAUCGCCGUGGAGAUGAGGAACCGAGUGACACGGCAGGGCAGCAAGGACUCAACCGACGGCAGCACCAACUCCAACAGCUCUGACGGAACGUUUGUCUUCCCUACCACGCGCCUGGGGCCCGAGAGUCAGUUCAGUGACUUCCUGGAUGGACUCGGUCCCGCUCAGAUCGUAGGCCGGCAAACACUAGCUACACCCCCCAUGGGGGAUGUCCAUGUAGGCAUGGUGGACAGAGGAGGGCAGCUGGAGGUGGAGGUCAACCAGGCCAGAGGGUUGAUCCCUAAACCCGGCUCCAAGAACAUCCCAACGACAUAUGUAAAGGUGUAUGUCCUGCAGAAUGGAGCGUGCUUGGCCAAGAAGAAAACCAAAGUAGUGAAGAAGAAUCUGGACCCCACCUACCAGCAGGCUCUGUUGUUUGAUGAGAGUCCUCAGGGCAAGGUCCUACAGGUAAUAGUGUGGGGGGAUUACGGGCGUAUGGACCACAAGUGCUUCAUGGGAAUGGCCCAGAUCCUCCUGGAGGACUUGGACCUGUCUGCCACAGUCAGUGGCUGGUACAAGCUCUUCCCUACCUCCUCCUUGGCAGACCCCUGCAUCGGACCCCUCACCAGACGCCUCUCCCAGUCCUCCCUGGAGAGCGCCACCAGCCCCUCAUGCACCUAGACACCCCAGUAUAACCCCUCCCCCACAUGCACGGGCACAGGCAGAGUCAUGCAGACACGGACACACGUACUGUAUAUACACAACUACUGUAUUUGAAGUGCAAGACAGGUAGGCAUACACAUAUAUACCCAUCUGCACAUAAUAACUGAUCUCAUCGACAUGAACACACACACUGACACGCUGACAUUCCACUUUUUUGCCAUAUUCUCCACAUUAUCAGUAUUUUUAGAUGAUCUCAGUUGAACAAAACUAAUUUACCAGAAACAUGUAGCAUUUUUUCACCCAUGUCAUUUCAACAUUUCUCACCAUGACACAACAAACCACCGGAUGCCAUGUUCUGCAUUCCUACGUACCAGAUCUCCGUGGCAUGACUCAUCCCAGGGCCACCCCGAUGCCAGUUUCUAAACUCUCUAUGCCAAACUUAAGAAAAAAAAACCUUUAUUUUUUAAAACCAAAGCAAUUGUUAUUGUUGUUAUUCCUAUAAGUAGUAGGUGAAGUAGUAUACAAUAUAAAGUAUGGAUAUGUAGCAGAGUCUAUGACUUAGAUGUAAUGCAAAAAAAAAGAAGAUACAUUCUACACACAUGAGUUGAGAAGAGCAGGUCAAACACAUAAGCAUACCUGGGCAGCAGGCUUGGAUGUUCACAUAAUGGCUAUUAUGUGAGGUAGCAACACUGCUAUUCUAUAAUUUUCACAGGGCAGAGUUUAUAUAUAGAUAUACAUUAUAUAUAAAUAGAUAGAUAAAUACUUAUUUGUGUUUACGUAUGUAUCGGCUGCAUUCUGCAUGUUUGCUUGCAACCCUCGUAGAGACAUUUUAAAAGUGCUUAUCUCUUUUUAUUUAGCUUGCCUUGACCAAUGUAAUGGGAGUAUAGUGCUACUUUACUUUGCGAUCCCUCCCGAAAAGGGUGUGCACCCGAGUUAGGGAGAAGGAUGAUGGGGCUUCGGUGACAGGGAGGGGCGCCAUCAUCGCCAUCUCCAGCAGAGGAGAACAAAUUAGUCGGCCGGCCCACACAUUCGCAGAGGAACAAAUUUCGGAUCCUGCCUUCACCUGGAGAGGGAAGGGCUGUCGUACCUCGAGGCACCCGGGGGUUCUUGUGCUCCACAUUCAGGGGGUGCCACAGUCUCUCUCUCUCUCUCUCUCCCUCCCUCCCUCCCUCCCUCUGUAUACCAGCACCUAGACUUGAACUUUCCCGCUAAUUUCCCCUGUUUUGACGUCAUCUUUUUUGUUUUCUUCGCACUCUUCCUGAUGGACGAAGGAGGCAGGCAGGCUGGCGAGCGUGCCUCAUGCCUCUCUCCGCGUCUGGUCAGAUCACAGCCAGACAUCCAAGCGCAGGCAAAGACACGUACAUGAAUGGUACCACCUACGACCUUUACCUUCUCUUUGGUCACUCCUCUCUGUCACACUGACUGUAACUGAACCUUUUUUAAAUGUAUUUUAAAUCCAGAUGUUUUUUUUUUUUUAUAUCUGACUAUUCACCCCAGUAUUACUUUGCUAGCAGGGUGAUUGUUAACCUGCCAUAUACGGUAGUUUUACUUGUUUCAGGUACAAUAUGUCAAAACUAACCAGUGUUUAAACGUUCUUAUUUUCUAUUUCCAGUCAGGUAGCGUGUGUUUAAAAUGGCACUUUAAUGUAAAUCUUUUUAUUAUGUUUUAAUUAUAAACCUGCAGUGGCUGACCACUUUUUAAAUGAUUUGUUUGAAUUUUGUCACACUGCAUUGAUCAUCUCUGUUUGAAACGAACGCCAGCACGAAAGUGUAACUUAAGUUUAUAAUGAGUCGCAGUAUAAGGGCCAAUUAAAACAGCUGAAACAGGUCAGUAAAGCCUGUUGCAUUGGAUUUUACUGUUGGUUAACGCUUCAAUCUGAGCUGUCAAAGAGAUUCAUUGCAAAGGAAAUACCUGCUUUGAGAAAAAUCUACAUUAAUUCUUAAAGCAACACUGUGUAACUUUACUGAGCAACUGCAACCUCUGCAGCCACACGGGGGGGGGAUAUUCUGUUGGGUUCCAUGUCUGAGUGAUUAAGUUGUUUUUAUGUAAAGAAAAAAAAGUGGAUCAAUGUUUUUGACUGCGUCGUCCCACUCACUGAACUGAAACACUGAGUGGUGGAUAUUACCCAUGAUCCACAGCUUCCUGAACCAGGAAGUAUUCUUCAUAUUUUAACAUUUUCCUUGCGGAAUAUUUCACAUAAAAGCUGGUUCUUAAUAACUUCUAAUUCUCUUCUAACAGUUCGGUAUUACUCUUGGACUUGCUAGGCCUGAUUCUGGCAACUUAAGCUGCAACUAAAAGUCUCUUCCAAACUCAAAUAGAGCAAGAACAGACGUUAAGGGUGAGGAGUGGGAAUUAAGGUGGCACUGUUCUUUCUAGUCCAAGUUAGUGAACCUUCAAACUAAUUUCAAAGCUGCUGUUUUAAGGGGAAAAGUUGCAUAGUGUUGAUUUAAAAUGUGAGUUUUCAAAGGAGAAAUAAAAUGACAGGUUUUGAAAUAGUUCUAACCCACAAAUGUCUUUCUCAACAAAGGUAUCACUGACCUGUUGGCUGUUUUAGUUAAAUGUGCAAUGGUUGAGUCUUCACUGACGGACAAACUGAGCUGUUGCAUUUACUGUUUUCUUUAAGAGUAUUUAUACCUGUCUGUGUUUUGAAUCUGUCUCGAGACCAACACCAAACCUUGUACACGGAUAGAGACAGGAAAGGCUGUCGUGUUUCAGCAACGUCAUGAGAGCUGACAGUCUCAAGCUACACCCUAUGAAAAGCUUUUGUGUGUGUGUGAGUUUUUUAAGAGCUCGCGUUUGGUUUUUAUCGCAACCAUAUAUUCUGUCGUCUGCUAACAACUGUCCUUCCUCUGUUCGUUGUUAGGCAAAAAAGGGAAAGUCCGAGGCAUUUCGUCUUCUCGGCUCCUCAGACCAACAGAAUUCACAUUUCAGCGCUCUUUGAACAUUGGAAAAAGGGGAUCUCUGGUAUUCUUGAAUAUUUUGGGGGUGAGCGUGAUGGUCAUUUUAGACCCCCCCCCAUCACGUAUAUAACCUUUUAUUUUUCUUAAAAGAACCAACAAAGUCUGGGUUCCAAUUUCCUUGCUGGAUCUGUACUUGUAUGGUCAUGUAUAUGAAGUAAUUUCAUGUACCUUAUUGAUUUGUAUUGAUCUAUUUUUCUGUGGACAGCUGGCAUGAUGUAAAAAUCAGGACUUAUACUCUUGGUAUUUGCCCACACUCUCUUCGGUGCGCAGAUUUUGUGAUCACAAAAAGAAGGGUUGGAAAUGGAAAGAACAUAACGUUUAAAAAUACCUAAAAGUAAUUUUUAAACCUGUAGAACAUCUCUGCUCAAUGUUUAGUCCUUGGAAAGCUAUGAAAAAACUGUCGAUAUUUUUUGCAAUGUGAUUUCUGAAGCUUGUACGAGACCGUCUGUGUCCCUUUGCUGUGUCGGGUAACCCCAAGAAACACUCUCAGAUCUGGUUAUAGGAGAAGGGACGAUUCAAAGUGAUGUAUAAUUAUCCUAUGAGAGGUGUAUUUAUAGACAGCGGAUCUGCCAAAUUUCGUCCAGAUCCUUUUUUUAUCCCUGCAACCAAAAGGACAAGUUGAAAUAUUGCCUUUUCUUCUAAGUGUAGUGUGGGUGUAGUGAAGUGUAGAUCUUUUGCAUAUAUGCAUAAUGAGCAGCGAGCCAGCAACAUGUGAGCGAGAGAUUUAAAAAGUGUAGAUAUUUAUUUAGGAGAAGAUAUGAGCAUUACAUCAUUAUUAUCUUUUUAUGGCAUUUAACAUAGAUUAGAAAAUUGACUAUAACAUUUUAUCACAACAUGGUCAUACACUUAAAAUAAACUUACUACAAUUGGUAACACAUUUAAAUUAUUAAUUUCAAAUUAAAGUUAUCAAUUGUGUUUAUAUAACCUGUUAACCUUAAUUUGAACAAACCUAAUUCAUUUCUGUAGCUGUGCCUCACUGAAGUUGGUGUCUUUUCAGUGUAACACUUGUGCUGCACAUACUCUACUGUUUUGAGUGAGUUAAAGAACUGUAGGUGGUUGGAGAGUUUUCAUUGUAGCUAAAUGAUGCUUAGGUAUUUUUAUUUUAUUUCAAAUGGGAAGGUAGAUGCACGAAAGCAGGUUGGUUGAUGGUCUGAAGCGUUCGGAGCAGUUUAUUGGAGCACGUAGAGCUCGGCACAGUUGGAUUCAGCUCGAGUUUAAACGUGGCUCAGCUGAGAUUUGAAUGUAAAAGUCUGGAUGAUGUUUGGAAUGUAAAACCCACAACACUCGCUUGUCCCCCGUAAAGACCCACAUCGAACAUUCCUUUCAGUCCCGAGUGCAAAACUUAACUAAUGCAUCUUCAAUCAACCCCCCGAGUCGUCUCUUGAGCGCUAUGUCGAAGAUGUAUUUUAUUUUUGUAAGAAGAGUGGUAUUAUUCGGAGAACGUAGGAAGAAGAGUCGGGAGAGGCGCUGCGGGCAAAACCUGCCUUUAGACUUUAGGGGAAAAUGAGGGCUUGUCAGUUUACAAUGGCCUUACUUUGUGUAGGAGACAUUGCUUCACUAUUGUAGCACACAACUGAAAGUUUUGACAAAUGUAUUUUGCUUGAACUAUUGUACUGAAGUUAUAUAUCUGUGUAUAUGUAUAGUUUUACGAAUGUAUUUCUUAAUCCUUACACCAGAGCUGAGUAUAAUUUUAAUAGUUUUUUCGUCAUCUUUCUUUGCUAUACUGUCUCUUCGAAGUCUUUCCAGGGGACGUCACCUGCGUCUGUUCAGGCAGCCCCCUCCCCUCUUACUUGUACUGCACUGUUUAAGUCUUAUUCUCUGCGUGUUCAUUUAAAGAGAGCAGCUCUGAGGUUGAAACGAGCAUGACUUCUGUCUGGCGAAAUGCAUUUCCUUUAUUUAUUUAAAUCGCCACAACGGGUUUCGAGUAAAAAAAAAAAAAAGGGAUUGCUGCCCCCCCCCCCGCACCGAUAACUUAUUGACUAAUCUAUCGAUCAGAUGGAGCUGGUCUGAUUUUUGUACUUUGAACUAGAAAAUGUUUGCCGCAUGGUUCCUCUGAUGAUUUUCUUGUAUUUAAUCUUCCCGAUGGUAUGAUAACGAUGAUUAAUAAUUCAGAUAAUAACAUGUAACACGACAACAAGGAUGAUGAUGAUGUUAGUUUGACCCAGUAUCACGUUAUUAGAGAAUCCAAAUGUCAUGCAAAACAAAUAUGCUGUAUCUUUAAGUAGCAUGGACUUUAGCCUAGUUCUUCUGGCAAUAACCAUCGGCUGUGGCCCCCUCACUGUUUGCUGGGGGCCCCUCACUCUUGUCUUCAGCCUCUUUCUGGUUCCUUAUAGAGCUGGUGAUGUGGUGCCACUGUCGGCUGAGGACAAAGAGGAUAUUCGCUCAAAUCACAUUUGCAAGCACCACAAGCAAUUCAGACUCAACAGAGCAUGCAAUGCAUUAUGAAUAAUAACUUGCUAUUCCUAUGAUAGUUCCCAUGAGCUUCAAUUUAUAUAUUUCUUUAAAUUUUUCUAAUGAAGCAUGCAUUCCAAAUGUCUGUUUACCAAUGUAGCAGGUGUCGCAGAGAACAAAAACAGACAUCACUGCUGAGUUGUGGGACAAAUUGGGAGUUUUUAGCCGCUGAAUACGUCGGGUUUGUCUUCAUCCGCGUCUCUACAUGUCGGUGAUCACAGCACAAGCUUCCUGAGUAGCCAUUCUGUUCUUUUAGAUGUCUGUCAGACGACAUGAAGGCCACUGUAGCGUCCCCCUCCCCACUGUCAAGACAACCUUUAUCUUAUCAAGCCCAGCAAAGCACAACAUUGAUAUGGAUCCCCCAACAAGUCAGUCUCCGAAGGGUUUUGAUUAUAUUUAAUGCACUGCCAUUAUAUUUCCAAGCACACAAAAGGAGAUUGAUACCUUGGAAUCCAAUGUAAAGACAGAAGGAAGCGUCAAAACAUUUGCUGGUGUUGGUAGAUGAAUGGUUGUCUUUUCUUAACUGGCCUUAACCUUUCCACUGCGGAGUGUUCAGAGUACGUUUCAAAGGGCAAAGUGUAGCAGACUGUCUGAGGAGAAGUUGUUGCUGUUUAUGGCAAAGAAGAAAAAAAGGGAGCUGUAAUUUUAUACCUGUGCUUUGUAAAUGUUUUCUAUGUGCAGUAUUUGAUAAUGUAAAACUGGUAUUUUUGUGGUUUGUACGCUGCAGAAUUGAUUACUUAAGGUGCACGUAGUUUUGUAAGAAAAUGGAACCAAACUGAGGAAAAAGGAAAACAAACAAAAAAAGAACAAUUUUGGAUUCAGAAGCCUGUAUCUGCAUGCCCUUUGACAUCUGGACGCAAAGUCAAUAAAGUUUAUUUGAAUCACAAAA